Molecule: messenger RNA, 964 nt
Organism: Phragmites australis (common reed)
Lineage: Eukaryota; Viridiplantae; Streptophyta; Magnoliopsida; Poales; Poaceae
Product: light-harvesting complex-like protein OHP2, chloroplastic
Exons: 2
Coding region: 233-784 (183 amino acids)
Source: RefSeq, a predicted model, not a curated record
CCCUGCAAACCUCACAAACUGUUUGACAACACGCAAAAUUAGGCUCUUCGACGCCUCUGUUCAGAGAAGAGGAAGCUUGGCGCCCACCACACGCUCUUAUCCACAACGAGAGUCUGGGUGUGUCCAAACCUUCUCCACGCGUUCCUUCCUUCCCUCCCUUCCUCUCUCCAGUUCAUAGCUUCCAAGAAACAAAGGAGCCAGUCAGCUCUUGCAAAGCUCAAGCGACGCAACAAUGUCUUUGGCCCCGUCCAUCCCUUCCAUCAAGGUGAAGGUGGGGGCUGUCACGCCUCACCACCGUGCGUGCCGGUCGUUCGCGGUGAUCAGGAGCUCCAAGGCGGAGGGGCCCAUCCGGAGACCCGUGGCGCCCCCGCUGUCGCCGCCGCCGCCCAAGACGCCAGCUCUGUCCACCCCUCCGACCCUGUCACAGCCGCCGACUCCGGUGAAGCCGGCCGCCCCUCCGUCGUCGUUGGCGCCUCCGGAACGGAAGCCAGUUGAGGCCGCAGCCCCGGCAGCAGCAGUGCAGAGGCCGGUGGCCGGGGCUGUGACGCUGGAGUACCAGAGGAAGGUGGCCAAAGAGCUGCAGGACUACUUCAAGCAGAAGAAGUUGGAGGAGGCCGACCAGGGGCCAUUCUUUGGGUUCUUGCCAAAGAAUGAGAUUUCCAAUGGAAGAUGGGCUAUGUUUGGGUUUGCAGUAGGGAUGCUAACGGAGUAUGCGACAGGCUCGGAUUUUGUUCAGCAAAUGAAGAUCCUUCUCUCCAAUUUUGGAAUUGUGGACUUGGAUUGAUGGCGGACAUUUGGUGUUAUCGUUUUGUAUAAGUCUUUCAAGUAUAUUGUACCUUAAUUGAUCUUGCAUAUAGAAAAAUCAAUCUUGCACGCUGUUUUAACUUAUAACUUGGUUCCAUUUGUGCUGUCCUGUGAGCUUUGAUGAACACAAAAGUCAUUUUCCAGUUUUCUUAUUUGCUUA